AUUAAAAUUACAAAAAAAUCCAUGGAUAUUUAUGCGCGACGUAGCUGAUAUUUUAUGGACACCAAUUAAACUCGUCAACAGAACAUUUAGUGUCGGUCAAUGUUCUACCAAAAUCAAUCCCAAUUCGCCCAGAAAAAAAUUAGAAAAGGAUAAACUUAAACUUCUGAAAACCAUAUUAACAGAAUACUGUGUAGAGAAGCGGAUGACUAAAAAGGAGAUAGCUAAAGUUAAAGAAUCCUUCAAUAAAAAAUUGACCCAAAAAAUCGCCGAUUUGAAGAAAACCUUCCGUCGAGUAAAAGAAAUGCUACCAAACAACAACAGCGUAUGGCUCUUGGAUGAAAAAACUGUUGAAGAGUAUUAUUCUCAGAUUAGAAAACGAUUAGAAGAAUUGAAUAACAUUUAA
Trichogramma pretiosum is the source of this 403-nucleotide messenger RNA. RefSeq lists its product as uncharacterized. The transcript has 2 exons. Bases 32 to 403 code for a protein of 123 amino acids. Lineage: Eukaryota; Metazoa; Arthropoda; Insecta; Hymenoptera; Trichogrammatidae. The record is from RefSeq and is a predicted model, not a curated record.